Molecule: messenger RNA, 666 nt
Organism: Clonostachys rhizophaga
Lineage: Eukaryota; Fungi; Ascomycota; Sordariomycetes; Hypocreales; Bionectriaceae
Source: the annotation of a GenBank genome assembly
AUGGCCGCCAAGGACUCCCCAUGCCGCAUCCUGGUCAUGGCCUCGGGCUUUGGCUCAAACUUCCAGGCCCUCAUAGACGCCGUGGCAUCGGGUGAAAUCCCCAACAGCAAAAUCAUCUCUCUCUUUGUGAACCGGAGCAAGGCGCACGCAGUCGUACGAGCUGAGAAAGCGGGCAUCCCUUCGGAGUACUACAAUCUAAUCAGCCAUGGGUUUCUACCCAAGGGGGAAAAGGAUGAGCAGAAGGUCGCUGAAGCUCGUCAAAAAUACGAUGCUGCAUUGGCCGAGAAGGUGGUUGCUAAACAGCCUGAGCUGAUUGUUCUCGCCGGCUGGAUGCACAUCUUCUCCGAGGCUUUCCUGGAGCCUCUCCAAAAGGCUGGCAUCCUUAUUAUCAAUUUACAUCCCCGGCCAGAUGAGUUUGACGGCGCCAAUGCCAUUGAGCGAGCCUUUGACGAGUUCAAGGCCGGGCGACUGACGCGCACAGGUAUCAUGGCCCAUUAUGUGAUCCACGAAGUAGACAAGGGCACUCCCAUCCUGACUGAGGAGAUCAAGUGGGAGGGAGAGGAGCUAGAUCAGUUCAAGGAGAAGAUGCAUGCCCGCGAGCAUCCGCUAAUCGUAAACGCGACGGCCAAGGUGGUUGGGGAAAUACUGGCUCGGAGAUCGACCUAA